CAUGGCUGUGCCUUUCGUGCAAGACUGGGACCUUGUUCAGACGCUGGGAGAAGGAGCCUAUGGAGAAGUGAGGCUGCUGGUGAACAGACAUACGGAGGAGGCAGUAGCAGUGAAGGUGAUCGAUACCUCUCAGGCUAAAGAGUGUGCUGAAAAUGUCAAGAAGGAGGUCUGCGUGCAUAAGAUGCUCAACCACGCCAACAUCGUACGCUUUUUUGGCCAUCGGAAGGAAGGUCCAACUAUGUACCUCUUCCUGGAGUACUGCACCGGAGGAGAGUUGUUCGACAGAAUUGAGCCUGAUGUGGGGAUGGUGGAGAAAGAUGCACAUAGAUUUUUCCAGCAGCUAAUAGCAGCUGUGGAAUAUCUCCACAGUAAUGGCAUCACCCACAGAGACAUUAAGCCAGAGAACAUCCUGCUGGAUGACAAAGAUAACCUCAAGCUGACAGAUUUUGGCCUGGCCACCAUGUUUCGUUUCAAAGGACGAGAGCGUCUUCUGAGUCGACUGUGUGGAACUCUUCCGUACGUGGCUCCAGAGCUUCUCAGCCAAACAGAGUACAAAGCUCAGCCUGCAGAUAUCUGGGCUUGUGGGAUAGUCCUCACUGCCAUGUUAGCUGGAGAGUUGCCGUGGGACCAGCCCUCUGAGAGCUGUCAGGAGUAUUCAGAUUGGCUUCAAAAGAAAACAUACCUACCUCCUUGGAAGAAAAUACAACCAAUGCCUCUUAGUUUGUUGUCCAAAUUACUGCUGGCCAGUCCAGAUACACGCAUCACCAUCGCAGAUGUACAGAAAGAUCGCUGGUUUACUCAAGGUGUAAAGCAACCACCUCUGGGCUCUGGAGGAAACAAAAUUCUUCGAUCAGAUGUGGGAGUCAUAUCCCGGGCCAACAGUGAUGACCGGAUGCAGUUUUCCAGCUCUCAGCCUGAUUUUGCAGCAGGUGGCUGGGAAGCAAUGUUGGUAAUAGGCCAAACCGACGGUCAGGUCAGCUUCUCUCAGCCGACCAAACCGGAGCACAUGUUGCUGGGUAGUCAGCUGCUGGGCACACCGGGAGCCAGUCAGUCGCCGUGGCAGAGGUUAGUGCGGAGAAUGACGCGUUUCUUCACCACUGUCAAUGCUGACACUUCCUUAACUGCCCUGAAAGAUGCCUGCGAUGACCUGGCACUUGCCUUCAAACUCGCCUGCAACAAACAGGUGACGGUGAGCACACUGGACAAACGCAACAACAAACUCAUCUUCAAAGUCCAUUUGCUAGAGAUGAACCAGAGAGUGCUGCUGGACUUCAGACUGUCUAAGGGUGACGGUCUGGAGUUUAAGCGUCUCUUUGUGAAAAUAAAACAGAAGCUCGGCGACAUCAUCAGCACUCAGAAGAUCACAUGAGGAGCUUUUUUACAAACAAGUGAACACUGCUGUGGACGUUGGAGAGAGAACCUGUAUAUAUUUAGCUGUUCUAUUGAUAUUUUAAAUGUAUUCUGCUGUUCUCAUCAAUUGUUUGUUUGUUUUCUUCUACUUCUAUCCUUGUGAGUUAAGAGGGUGGACAUUUUUGAACACUUUGGUCAAGUCCUCACUUUUUUUAAGGGGUUAGUUAUUUAGUUUAGAUUAGUGUUAGAAUAUAAUGUUUGUCAAAGGUAGGUACACUUAGGGAUGGAAGCAUUUGUGUCCUUUUGUUCUGAUUAUGUUUGACAUGAUGCAGUCCAAAGUCAUGAAUAAAUUAUUAAAGGAGCAACAUUGUAAGCCAAAUGUUCUUUGAUAAAUGAUGCAUAUAAUGAAGAUGACCACUGACUCAAAAGCAUUGUUUUAGGGUUCAGUGUGAGGUGCACCCAUUUUUCAGCAGGGCCUGUUCAAGUCAUGAAGUACCAUACUUGUUAAAAAAUACUGUUGGCUGAGCAGUAUACAUACAUACCAUUUACAGUUUUAUAGUGAAACAUAUGAGAAGAGUUUGUAACUGUUAUUGUAGUUGAGCUGAGAUCAAAGUCACAUGGUUACUGUAAUGAGUGUGCAAACUAUCUAGAACAUUAAUUCCAGGUUAAAGCACAACUGAAGGAGUCUGGGAUAUAUGAUUAUGAGCCUGUUGCCGGGCGCACAUAAGCUGGGUCACCAUAUUCUUCUUCCCCACAACCAAGUCUGCAACUACAUCUGACUAAAAGUGUGUAAAUGCUCAGCACAGCAUCAAGAUUCAGCAUCUUACUCAAGGACACUUUGACAUGCAGCGCAUUAGUGCUUGUGGUAGUAAUAAUAGCAGUAGUAAUAUUGAGAGUGGCAAAGUUACUAUUACCAUUAGUGUACAUUUAUUUUUGUUUGUUUGUUCCCCGAGGCUCCUCCCUUUCUGGCUUUCUCUCUCUCCCACCCACUUUGGAGACUUCUUGCUAGUCUGAAACACAUACCUUGUAGUCUUGUUCUCUGGCUGGAAUUGUCCUCUGUUCAUUGUUUUGUUUUCCUCUGUUGUCCUACAUGGUAUGAUCUUUUGUUUUGUAAUAAAAAAAGAAAUUGCUUAUAACUAAUACAUUUAAU
Morone saxatilis (striped sea-bass) is the source of this 2500-nucleotide messenger RNA. It is a transcript of the gene chek1, whose product is annotated as checkpoint kinase 1. The record is from RefSeq and is a predicted model, not a curated record. NCBI's taxonomy places the organism in Eukaryota, Metazoa, Chordata, Actinopteri, Moronidae. Gene Ontology annotation, cellular component: cytoplasm. Gene Ontology annotation, molecular function: protein serine/threonine kinase activity; ATP binding; tau-protein kinase activity. Gene Ontology annotation, biological process: DNA damage checkpoint signaling; microtubule cytoskeleton organization; protein phosphorylation.